Messenger RNA from Hydractinia symbiolongicarpus, 1663 nucleotides. RefSeq names its product zinc finger protein 277-like. Bases 100 to 1380 code for a protein of 426 amino acids. The record is from RefSeq and is a predicted model, not a curated record. The transcript has 15 exons. NCBI's taxonomy places the organism in Eukaryota, Metazoa, Cnidaria, Hydrozoa, Anthoathecata, Hydractiniidae.
CUACGUAACAUCAGAAAUAAGAAGCUGUUAUGCCUGUGUGGGAGGACAUCGUUCUCACUGGUUUUAUGGUUUUGAUAGUCACAUGGAAAAGAAACAAAAAUGGCGGACGGAGAAGUAAAAUGCAAAAACGAAGAAAGUAAAGGUGUUUUCCAACCAGUAUCAAUAAGCAGCAUUACAAUAGAAGAUAAUCAAAGUGAUCCCCAAGAAGAUGUUCUACCAUGUUUGUUAUGUGACGAACUGUUUCCUGUUUGUGAGAAUGGAAAAAAAAGUCCUGCGCUUGCUCAUCUUUUGACACAACAUAAACUUGUUAUCGCUGAUGUGGAUAAAAUUGCAAAUUUUACCACUUACAUGAAGUAUUGGAAACAAAAAUUUUCAGAUACAUCAGAUUUAACAGAAUACUGUGUCGUCAUCAAUACAAAUACUGCACCAGAAGAUAAAGCACCACAAGAAAAAUACUUUCUGCUGACAGAUUUCCUUCCUGAAGAUUUUAAACUUCGAAAUAAGUUAAAUACACAAAAAAUAAUGAAAGUACUUGAUGAGCAGCAGGCGGAGCGUGUUGAUCUUGAUUUUUCGAAACGUUGUCUUUUUUGUAAAGUGAUGUUUCACCAAAACAGAGCCAGUAUCUUUAAACACAUGGCAAAAGAUCACAACUUCAAUGUUGGAAACCCUGACAAUAUAGUGCAUGCUGCAGAGUUUAUUGAUCUUAUAAAAAGUAAAUUAGACAGUUUUACUUGCUUGUUUUGUGAAAAACAAUUCAAAGAUUGGAAUAUACUGAAAGAUCAUAUGAGGAAAAAGGGACAUAAAAGAAUUAAUCCAGAGAAUAAGGAGUACGAUAAAUAUUAUUUGAUCAAUUAUUUGGAACCAGGUAAAGAUUGGAAAGAAGUACAGGCUGAACCAGAGUAUGAGAAUGAAGAUCUGGAAGAAGAAACUGAAGAAGAUAGAGAAAAAGAAUGGGAAGACUGGACCGAAGAAAAUAAAAUAUUAACCCUUUGUUUAUUUUGUUCAAAAAGUCAUCCAGAUGUGAAUGAAGUUCUCAAUCACAUGAAAGAAAUUCAUAAUUUUAACCUACAAGAUAUUAAAAGAAAACUUGGUCUAUCUUUUUACCAUCAAGUAAAAAUUGUCAACUACAUAAGAAAGCAGGUGUAUUUGCAGAAAUGUCCGAAAUGUUCAGAAACAUGGAAUGCAAAAAAGAGUUUAGAGUCACACAUGUUAAAAGAAAGUCACUACGGCUUACCAGAUGAUCAAAGUUUGUGGGAUCAACCAGGGUAUUAUUUCCCCACCUUCGAUGAUGAUAAUUUACUGUGUUUUCUUGAAGACGACGAAGAAGAAGUAACAUCAAUGUCAGUGAAAGAAGAUGAAAAUGGAAAUUUAAAAACCUAAAUUUUCGUAUGUUUUAAAGUCAUAAAGAAAUUUCAACGCCUGCGAAGUAAUGUCUUUUUGGGGAACAUUUGUAACUUCGUAGUUAAUGAAUUUAAUAUACAGAUUGAAGAACAGUGAUAUAUAUAAAAAAACGUCAAAGAAACAUUUUUAUACAAUAAAGAUAUAUACAAACAGAACUAUAUAAUAAAAAAAAAUUUAAUUGACGAUUUCGAUAAAGAAAUAACUUUUUUUAUAUCUUAAAUUUUAAGCAAAGACCCGAAAUAAUAUCUCUGAAGGGAGAAAA